AUGGUUGCCUUCACGAUCGACGAGAUCCGUCAUCUCAUGGACAAGCCGACCAACGUGCGCAACAUGUCCGUCAUUGCGCACGUUGAUCACGGCAAGUCUACCCUUACCGACUCCCUGCUGGCCAAGGCCGGUAUCAUCUCCACCGCACGUGCUGGAGACGCUCGUGCCACAGACACACGGGCCGACGAGCAGGAGCGUGGUAUCACGAUCAAAUCCACUGCCAUUUCCCUGUUCGGCACUCUGGACGACGAGGACGACAUCAAGGACAUUGUCGGCCAGAAGACUGACGGCAAGGACUUCCUGAUCAACCUCAUCGACUCGCCCGGUCACGUUGAUUUCUCAUCUGAGGUCACGGCCGCUCUCCGUGUCACUGAUGGUGCCCUCGUCGUCGUCGACACCGUUGAGGGUGUGUGCGUGCAGACCGAGACUGUGCUGCGUCAGGCUCUUGGUGAGCGUAUCAAGCCUGUUGUCAUCAUCAACAAGGUCGACCGCGCCCUCUUGGAGCUGCAGGUGUCCAAGGAGGAUCUGUACCAGUCCUUCUCGCGUACCAUUGAGUCCGUCAACGUCAUCAUCUCGACCUAUCUGGACGAGGCUCUCGGUGACGUCCAGGUCUACCCUUACAAGGGUACCGUUGCCUUCGGCUCUGGUCUGCACGGCUGGGCUUUCACCAUCCGCCAGUUCGCCACCCGCUACGCCAAGAAGUUCGGUGUUGACCGCAACAAGAUGAUGGAGCGUCUUUGGGGCGACAACUACUUCAACCCGGCCACUAAGAAGUGGACGAAGAACGGCGACUACCAGGGCAAGCAGCUGGAGCGUGCCUUCAACCAGUUUAUCCUGGACCCCAUCUUCAAGAUCUUCGCUGCCGUCAUGAACUUCAAGAAGGACGACGUUGCCAGCUUGCUGGACAAGCUCCAGCUGAAGCUGUCCACGGAUGACAAGUCCAAGGAGGGCAAGCAGCUGCUGAAGAUCGUCAUGCGCACUUUCCUGCCCGCUGCUGACUGCCUGCUGGAGAUGAUGAUCCUCCACCUGCCGUCCCCCGUCACAGCUCAGCGCUACCGCGUGGAGACCCUGUACGAGGGCCCGCAAGACGACGAGUCCGCCAUCGGUAUCCGCGACUGCGACCCCAAGGGUCCGCUGAUGCUGUACGUGUCGAAGAUGGUGCCCACCUCUGACAAGGGCCGCUUCUACGCCUUCGGCCGUGUCUUCUCUGGUACCGUCAAGUCUGGUCUGCGCGUGCGCAUCCAGGGCCCCAACUACGUCCCGGGCAAGAAGGAGGACCUCACCAUCAAGGCUAUCCAGCGCACAGUCCUGAUGAUGGGCGGCCGCGUCGAGCCCAUCGACGACAUGCCUGCCGGUAACAUUGUCGGCCUGGUCGGCAUUGACCAGUUCCUGCUGAAGUCUGGUACCCUCACCACCAGCGAGACGGCCCACAACAUGAAGAUCAUGAAGUUCUCUGUCUCGCCUGUCGUGCAGCGCUCCGUCCAGGUCAAGAACGCCCAGGACUUGCCCAAGCUCGUCGAGGGUCUGAAGCGUCUUUCCAAGUCUGACCCUUGCGUCCUGACCAUGACCACCGAGUCUGGCGAGCACGUCGUUGCCGGCGCCGGUGAGCUGCACUUGGAGAUCUGCCUGAAGGACCUCGAGGAGGACCACGCCGGUGUUCCCCUGAUCAUCUCCGACCCUGUUGUGCAGUACCGCGAGACUGUCACGGCCAAGUCGAGCAUGACUGCUCUGUCCAAGUCGCCCAACAAGCACAACCGUCUGUACAUGGUUGCUGAGCCCAUGGACGAGGAGCUGGCUGGCCAGAUCGAGUCCGGCAAGAUUGGUCCCCGUGACGACUUCAAGGCCCGUGGCCGUGUCCUGGCUGACGAGUUUGGCUGGGAUGUCACCGAUGCCCGCAAGAUCUGGGCGUUUGGUCCCGACACCACCGGUGCCAACCUGCUGGUUGACCAGACCAAGGCUGUGCAGUACCUGAACGAAAUCAAGGACUCUGUCGUGUCCGGUUUCCAGUGGGCAACCCGCGAGGGUCCGGUUGCCGAGGAGCCGAUGCGCUCUAUUCGCUUCAACAUCCUCGAUGUCACCCUGCACGCUGAUGCCAUUCACCGUGGUGGCGGCCAGAUCAUCUCGACCGCUCGUCGUGUGCUGUUCGCCUCGGCCCUUCUGGCUGAGCCGGCUCUCCAGGAGCCUGUCUUCCUGGUUGAGAUCCAGGUGCCUGAGCAGGCCAUGGGUGGUGUCUACGGUGUCCUGACUCGCCGCAGAGGUCACGUCUUCAACGAGGAGCAGCGCCCGGGUACCCCCCUGUUCACCAUCAAGGCGUACCUCCCCGUCAUGGAGUCGUUCGGCUUCAACGGCGACCUGCGCGCUGCUACCUCUGGCCAGGCUUUCCCUACGAUGGUCUUCGACCACUGGCAGAUUCUGCCCGGUGGCUCGCCGCUCGACUCCUCCUCCAAGGUCGGCCAGAUCGUCCAGGAGAUGCGGAAGCGCAAGAGCAUUAAGGUUGAGGUUCCGGGCUACGAGAACGCGGUCGCCGCAGCGGGCACGAUGUUGUUCCCCGAGCAAGACGCGCCGACACUGAAAACGUGGAUCGUGAAGCGCCUCGAGACGCCAGCACGCACGGACAGUGACGUCGAUGCGGAUGUGCUCGCGGAUUACGUUCUUGCGCUGCUCCGACACGAUGGUGAAGCGAACGAUGUGCGCCAACUCUGCGAGACGGAGCUGUAUGACUUUCUCAAGGAUGGUAUGAACAGCCACACCUCUCUCUUGUCACAUGGACAGCAUCCCUUUCUACGAGUGGACACCCAGCUGACGGACCUCGUGCGAAUAGAAGCAAAGCCCUUUGUCGACGACGUCUUCCAGACUGUGACCUACAAGUCCUACAUACCAGGCUCACGACCGCCUCCGAAGCUACCGCCGCCGCCGCCACCAGCAGCAGCACCCACACAGAUAGCAUCAAAAGGAUCUGCCUCGCUGCAAGGGGCAAUUGAUGGACCGGUCCCGGGACUCCCUUGGUCAUAUCAACAGCAGCAGUUUCAGUACCAGCCCAGCAACUCACGAAAACGUUCCUACAACGAGUCUUCGAUUCCAGAGAUGGGCGCUGCAUCAGUGCCACCGGGUAUGCCAUACUACCAGCAAGGCGGUGGACGGGCGUUCAAGCAGGCACGUCGUGGUGGCGGCACCCGAGGAGGACGAGGAGGCGGCUAUGGCGGCGCUGGGGAGACGAUGGGCCAUGUUCCUGAUGCUGACCUGGCGAUGGGGCCUAUGAUGCUGCCGCCACCACCAUUCGGCGCGCUUGGCCCAGGCACAACGAACAGCCCCACACCUGGAUCCAUGUCCCUGGUGCCGCCCAACGGCGCGUCCCCUUACGACCCAUCUGCGGGGCUCUCUAUGGAGGCUUUGAUGCAGAUGCACCAGAUGGGGAUGCCCGUUCCAAUGUACGGCUUCCCGCAGGGCGUUGUGGGUCCUUGGAACGGCAACGGCAACGGCAACGGCAACGGCGAUGAUGGUGGCAGACGCCGGCGACGUCGCUGUCGCUAUUACGAGAAGAAAGGCUUCUGCACACGGCCCAACUGCCUGUUCGACCACGGCGAAGCCCAAGAGAGCGAGGACGCGGCGGCAGACGGGCACGGCGGGGUGUUUUCCAUGAUGCCACCACCAGCGGUAGCGGCAGCCAUGUUCCAGCAUAUGAUGCCUCUACCACCACAGCAGAGGGACGAAGCACCGACAGAGAUGCCAGGAGCACAAGGGGCGACAAGGCGGGCACGGAAGGGCGGGCGGGCGCCGUUCUCUGCAGACGGGCCGGUGUACGACAAGAGCAACUCGACAGUGGUAGUGGAGGGCAUCCCGGACGAGAAUCUCAACGAGGCAGCAGUGCAGGAGUUUUUCUCACAGUUUGGUCCCAUUGUGAGCGUCUCGAUGCAGGCGAAGCGGAAGCUGGCAGUGGUAAAGUUUGACGAGUGGGCGGCGGCCAACGCGGCGUACCACUCGCCUAAGGUGAUCUUUGACAACCGUUUUGUCAAGGUGUUCUGGCACAAGGAGCGAGGGAGUGGAGGAGGCGGUGCGGGAGACGAGACAAGCGGCUCGGGCGCCAAGAAAAACGGCAGCAGUGCUGCAGGGGUGGAGGAAGGCGAAGUGGUGGAGGGAGAGGACGGCGAGAUGCCAGAGAUGGACAUGGAGGACUUCUUGCGGCGACAAGAAGAGGCGCAGAAGCGUCACGAGGAGAGGGAGCAGUUGAAGCAGGAACUCGAGCGCAAGCGGCAAGAGCUGGAGCAGCGGCAACGAUCACUACAAGCGCGGCAGCGGGAAGAGAGACAGCGGCUGAUUGCCAAGAUGGCAGCGGUGGCGACGCGGGCGCGACAGGGGAGCGAGUCGGGCACGCCAUCGGAGUCGGGAGGCGGAGGUGGAGGCGGAGGUGACGGUGACAGCGGGAGCAGAGCGGCGUCGUCAUCGUCGCGGUCAGCCGCGGCGAUCUCACAGACAGAGAUGAUCCGGGCUCAGCUGGCAGCGCUUGAGGAAGAGGCCAGACAGCUGGGACUGGACCCAGAUUUGAUCGUUGGUGGUGACGCUCUCUCAGCACCGCUGCCAUCGUGGCGAGGCCGCGGACGCGGACGUGGUGGACGGUACAGUUCCUAUACGCCUCGGGGCCGAGGCCGCGGUGGUUAUGCAGCACGCGGUGGGCUUCAUGGCAGCGUCAGCAGCAGCGUGGCCUUGGCUUAUGCGGCAUACUCGCUCGACAACCGACCGCGGCGGAUCGCUCUGACGGGGGCCGACUUUACGGCGCCUGGGCAUGACGAGGCGCUGCGGCAGUAUUUAUUGGGCGUUGGUGACUACGUGGCCCUUGACACGACAGCAGAGACGACUACCAUUUCGUUCACGGACCGACGGACGGCAGAAAAGUUUUACUAUGGCCUAGCCUUGGCCACAGAUCAAUCGGACAAGCCGACACGAAGGAUUGUCCCGGGCGUGGCGGAUCCGGUGGAGCUGGCCUGGGUGGCGUGCAGCGCCGUCGGGAGCAAUGGUGCAGGGACGACAUCUGGCGGAUUAUCUGGGCCGUUGACAUCUAACAAUACGCUGUCUGGUAAUGGCGCGGCCGAAAAGAACGGGUCGUGGCAGCCGGACGAGGAAGGCGAGCUGGAUGCGGCAAUAGAUGGCGGAACGGCCAACGGCGAUGAGGACAAUGCAGACGAGAACCUGGACGAGGACGUGGAUGGGAUAGACCAGCAGCAGGACCAGGAACAAGAGCAGGAGCAGAAGCACAGCCGCCACGGCUUUCCGCAGAAGCAGCAGCAGAUGGACUUUGACGUGGCAGACGAAGGAGACUGGGACAUACAAUGA
Messenger RNA from Grosmannia clavigera kw1407, 5328 nucleotides. Its product is annotated as elongation factor 2. The record is from RefSeq and is a predicted model, not a curated record. Gene Ontology annotation, cellular component: cytosol; ribonucleoprotein complex. Gene Ontology annotation, molecular function: GTPase activity; ribosome binding; GTP binding. Gene Ontology annotation, biological process: translational elongation. Bases 1 to 5328 code for a protein of 1775 amino acids. NCBI's taxonomy places the organism in Eukaryota, Fungi, Ascomycota, Sordariomycetes, Ophiostomatales, Ophiostomataceae. The transcript is spliced from 6 exons.